Molecule: messenger RNA, 1007 nt
Organism: Soboliphyme baturini
Lineage: Eukaryota; Metazoa; Nematoda; Enoplea; Dioctophymatida; Soboliphymatidae
Source: the annotation of a GenBank genome assembly
AUGCAGAUUAGAAAUUCGUUGCAUUCUUACCGGUGCUACCCAAAUACCAGACACGUAGCACAUGAAAGAAGCAACUUUCCGGAGCAGAUCGGCCGAGUGUUGAAGCACGUGGUUAUUGUCGGAGUCGACGACGAGAAACCAAACAGCGUUGAAGACGCAGAGGCAUCAUUUUCUCCAGAUAGCAUAAGACCACAGAACUCAGAAGAAAGAAACGGUGACGAGAGUUGCGCAGUGCAACACGACCAUACGUUCGACAAGGAGAGCAAAGAGAAGAAUCAAGACCAGGGUUCACAACAACCGCUGGUGGCAGCGGACGAAGAAGCAGCUGCCAGUUCUGAAACACCACAUGUGGAAGGUAAAACACUGGACAACGGAAGCGAAUCCGAAGCGCUUGUAAAGCAGAAUGUUCUGGCGCAAAAACUGGAAGAAAGAGGAUCGCCUUCUGGAAAACAAGUAGAAAGUAAGCAACAUCAGCCAACAAACGAGAGCGCGAACAGUGAUCAGAACCAAUGGUCAGGCAAAGAGAACGCUGCUGUGGUUUCCUUGGGAGAUUUACAAGCGAACGAGGUUUUAGUCCAAAGCACGCCGUUGGAAGAGAAGGCAGGUGAACUGAUUUCGGAAGUCACGACACCGAAAACAAGCGACGAGAAAGUCGACGUCGAACUUGAAGAUCGUCCAUGUCAGCCGGCAGAGACAGCAGGAAACGAAAGUAAGACCUUGGCUACGCUGCAACAACCAACAACAGAACGGUCGAUGACCGGGACAGAAAACACGAAGAAGUCGAAGGAAACAGAAGAAGCGAAAGUCAACGAUGAAGACAUAGUUGAUUCUUCUGAAAAGUCAGUUGACAAAAACGAUUCCGGAUUUCCCAUGGAAGAUAACCAUGCCGGUUUAUCUGACCUGGAAAGUUUUCCGUUGCAAGAAAAGGUAACUGUUUUAAAAAUAACACUUCACCGGGAGAACCCUUCGUCAAAAUCAAAUCGACGUCGUGUCGUAUUUACGUAAGC